This is a messenger RNA of Myzus persicae (green peach aphid), 1498 nucleotides long. RefSeq names its product transcriptional activator protein Pur-beta-B (gene Pur-alpha). The record is from RefSeq and is a predicted model, not a curated record. Bases 171 to 986 code for a protein of 271 amino acids. Gene Ontology annotation, biological process: regulation of transcription by RNA polymerase II. The transcript has 7 exons. Gene Ontology annotation, cellular component: nucleus. NCBI's taxonomy places the organism in Eukaryota, Metazoa, Arthropoda, Insecta, Hemiptera, Aphididae. Gene Ontology annotation, molecular function: RNA polymerase II transcription regulatory region sequence-specific DNA binding; purine-rich negative regulatory element binding; DNA-binding transcription factor activity, RNA polymerase II-specific.
GUGUGUGUGUGUGUGUGUGUGUUCUUGUGUGCGUUGGUGGUGCUUGAGCGUGCGAGUGAGCGACCGACCGACCAGAGGAGUCGCUUAGACGGGCGACGAGUGUGUGAACUGUGUGUGUGCGCGCCAAGUAGAGCGGGGCGGCGGUUUGUGUGACUGUGCGUUGUCGGACGAUGUCGGACCGAGAGAGCGGCGAUGAUCAGCCCCAGAGCCAAAGGCAAGCUUCAAAUGGAGCUACAGGUUCUGAUUCUGGUCAACAACAGCAAAGUAAUGAGCAAGAGCUGGCUACCAAAAUGCUUCAAAUACAAUCAAAACGUUUUUACUUAGAUGUUAAACAAAAUAGAAGAGGAAAGUUUAUAAAAGUCGCUGAAAUUGGAGCUGAUGGUAGAAGAAGUCAAAUUUUUUUGGCUUUGUCCACCGCGGCCGAUUUCAGAGAUCAUCUUGGUACUUUCAGCGAGUUUUAUUCACAGUUAGGACCACCAAAUCCAGAUACCGUUCCUGAAGAUGGAAAAUUGAAGUCCGAAAUGAUGAUCAAGGACAAUCGUCGUUAUUACUUAGAUCUAAAGGAGAACGCCCGUGGAAGAUUUCUUCGUGUCUCCCAGACCAUAACUCGUGGUGGCCCACGUUCUCAAGUUGCUAUCCCAGCGCAGGGGAUGAUUGAGUUCCGUGAUAAUUUGACAGAUCUAUUAGAUGAAUUCGGUACAGACGAUGGUGGCUUCAAAGGUGACUUGCCUGAUGGUCGUCACAUGAGGGUUGAUAACAAAAAUUUUUAUUUUGAUGUUGGCCAAAAUAACCGUGGCAUUUACAUGCGCAUAUCGGAGGUAACAACUACGGUGAAAGGAAACUUUAGAACGGCAAUCACUGUGCCAGAAAAGUCUUGGUCCCGCUUCCGCGAUUAUUUCAGGGACUAUUGCGAAAAGAUGGCUGAGUGCAACGAAAAAAGUACUACAGCAACUUCAGUGCCAGCUGAAAGUGUUAGUCCACAAUAAACCUCCAUGUAUAAAAAGUUAUAAAAAAAAUAUAUAAUUACAUUUUUUUUUUCACACACACUCAUACAAACAAAUGAAAUUUGAAAAUUGUUUUAAAUUAAUUUAGCAGGUCUAACGAAUAGUAUAAAAUGACAAGGUGGUGGGGAUGAUAUUCAAUUCGUCCUAUAGGAAUGUGAAUUUACUAAGGCAUCUGAUUUAUGUUCUAAUUGCACAUGAGUUUACCAACUGAUUGUGCAAUGUUAAAGUCUUUUCUAGCUUGUUGUUUAAGUGUUGUUCCAUCUCAUAUUUUCUCCAUUAGUGCAAUAUUUGUUGAACAUUUUUUUUUAAAUUUUAGUAACUACCAGAUUGAUGUUUUUGUUUUAUAUUUUAUUAUGAAAAUUGUUGUUAAAAUUUUAUCCCAAAAGUUGACAUUUAUUUUGUUAAAUAUUUUUGUUUUAGCUUAUUAAUCAUUCCAAAAUUAAUUCAGUUAUAUAUAUUUAGUUAUCAUUUGAGAUUUUAUAACAAUUAAUGAU